CUUGUCCAAUGGGGACGCUUGGGCCGAUGGCAUUAUAAAUAAGGGCUGCGCGAGGGAGCUGCGGCUUCAUUCCGGACGGGGGCGGGGCUUUGCUGAGAGCGCAGGAGCCGUCGCAGGUUGUGCACCAUGACUCUGGAGGUAAGGGAACCUCGAGGGAAGGAGCGGGGCGGGAGGGAGCCGGCCGGCGCCUGAAGCAGCGGCGUGAGCGCAGCUUCUGGAGGGACCUGGACUGCGCCGAGAGUGGAACUUGGGGAGGAGUAGCGGGGGAGGGCUGCUGGUCCUGAGGUUUUGCAGCAGUAUCCGGCGAGUGACCUCCUGUGCUGUGCAGGAUCGGCUGCUGGAUUCGAUCCAAUCCAGCGAAGCUAUUCUUAGGCAAACCCUAUGCCUGCACCGUGCAAUCCUCUACCUGGAAGGAUUGAGCCUCAUUGAACUCAGUAGAACUUAUUUUUGAACAGACGUGUAUAGAAUUGCUGUGUAAUACACUCUUUUAAAAAAGUACAGAGGAGUGCGUGACUUGGGUUUCCCUAUUUGACUAUUUCCUACACCUUUUGGUUGGAAGGGAAUUCCCCCCCCCCAGCUGUUUGGCUCAGGGGUCAGCACUGCGGUGAUCAACUGGACCCCGCCCCCCACAAGUCACUAUAACAUUGCACCUCAUGUCGAAGUAUAUAGGUGCAGAAUUGAGGACUUAAAACUUUAAAACCUGGACAGUUAUAGCCGUGCAUUUGCAGCUCCUCCAGCUAGUACAGUGGUACCUCAGGUUACAAAUGCUUCAGGUUACAGAUGCUUCAAGUUACAGACUCCGCUAACCCAGAAAUAGUACCUCGGGUUAAGAACUUUGCUUCAGGAUGAGAACAGAAAUCGCGCAGUGGCAGCGGGAAGCCCCAUUAGCUAAAGUGGUACCUUGGGUUAAUAACAGUUUCAGGUUAAGAACGGAUCUCCAGAAUGAAUUAAGUUCUUAACCCAAGGUACCACUGUACUGAUUCAUGAAGUAUAAUGUGAUGAAAUGAGUCCCUCCACCCCCACUCAACCACACAAAUGGGAGUUGCAAUCCAUUUAGUGUUGAAACCAUAAACUUGGGCAAGUUUCCGUGCACAGUUGCAGAAGAUCUGUGUAAUUGCUUGGGGACAAGGCAGGGACCUGCCUGCCUGAUGGACUGGUUUGAGGUUUCAGCUUUAGAGAAUUAUAGGGGAGCAGUGGAGAGUCUUGUCUUUCAGGAUUUGGGUGCUGCAUGUUCAUUUUUUGUUCAUGUGCUAGCUAGUCUCCACUCCAAGUUAAGUGUGACUGCACAAACACUUACGGCUUCCUCCAUCGGAGCAUUUAUGGCCGGGGAGCAGCAAGGUUUGAGGACUGCAACACUCCACUUGCAUGCUAGGAUCGGAAGCCGCAGCCUCUUCUCUUUCUGAUGUGCAGACCUCAGCUCUUUCCUACUUAUUCUGCUGGGCCAGCAUUAGCAUCAUGCAGAGAAGGGCUAGGAUGAGCUAAAGUGAUGCAGCUGGUGAAGGCAGAUUCAGCAGCAUCAUAAUCCCUCCCCCAGAAGUACUCAAACUCUGCACACAGCAGCUCUGCUUAACUGCCUGGAUUUUGGCUGAAUCUUUCGCAAGGGGGAUUUGAGGACUACAGAUGAUUGUUGUGUAACAUGCAGUCUUUGUGACUCUCUGCACACAUGCAAGCCACAGCCCCCCCGCUCCAAUUUAAAUGAAUGGCUGCUAGCUUGUUUCUUAUAAUGCCAUCUAGAUGUAGAAAUGUAAUAAAGCAACGGAGCAAUUUAGAAUUAAAAACACAACUGUAUUCAAACGUGAUUAGCAUCCAGUUAGAAUACAAAAGUUUUCCCACAUCAGUUGCAACUGUAAAUAGAUUUUAAGAUUUUUUUGUUUCUUUAAUAAUAUUUGUAUGCCACCUUUGUGAUUUAAUGGGGUUUCCCCCCCAUAAAUGUCUUUUCCCCAAAGUGCAUGGCCAUGUAGGGGCUUUCUUCUCGGUUUUGGCAUUCCAGAAAGGAUGCUGCAGCAUGCAGACAGUCAAUCGCAACCUAUUUUAUACAUUUAUUUAGGCAAUUCUAUAUUGUGCAAUCAAGCUAUGCCUUCUGGGUGAGCUGUAAUACGCUAUUUGCAAAAGAGCUCACAAGGUGAUUACAGAAUAUUUAGGGAUAACUAAUGAGAUUACAUAUUCGUGGGGGAAAAAUUUUUAUGUUUCAGUGCCCCUGUAACAAUACAGAUCUUCUUUCUCCUAUUCAGAGUAAGUGCAUAAGUGACUUUACGCAAACAAUCCUGAAUAUAGUUUAUCAGAUAAUUUCAAAGCACCCCCGCUAAGAAGUAUGAGAUUUUAUGUUCUUAGCUAGAGGGGGAAUUUACUGAGAUUCCUUCUUUUUACAAAGCCAUUGCCACCCUGGUUGGUAUCCUUUAAAAAGCACAGGUAGGUCUGCAUGCUGAAAAGGACGUCAGGGUUACAUUGCACAAUAGCAAUCCCCCCCCAUGCUAUUGCCCCUGGCAGACCACUUUUGAGUUGACAGUGCAGUCCUAUGAGUAGUGCAGUCCCAGUAAUCAAUGGGGCUUACUCCUAAGUAUACAGUAUAGCAUUGCAGCCAAAGGGUACUUUUAAAAGCAUUGAUUUAGUCCAGUGGUUCUAAAACUUUUCCCCUCUAGGCCACAGUUUCAGAAUAAUAAUAAAAAAUGAUAAGAAAAGAAACUGGAAAAGAAAUACAUUGGAAAACAAAAAGAAGCACUCCUAGCAGUGCUUGAUUUUGAAAAUAUACCCAUAUUCUGCAAAUAAGAAAAAAAUAUUUUGAUACUAUAUUAUCUUAUACUAUACUACACUGAAAUUUUAAAAUGUUUCUUUGAUUGUCCUUUAAUCUUCCCACCACACUUGACAUCUCCUCCUGUAACACCAGUAUGGGACCCCAUGCCCUGUUAAGGCCACUGAUUUAGGCUGUGUAUAAAUCAUUGGGUUUAAAGUGCAUUCUCUGGCCCCUGGAAAAAUCACUAGAACUAAUUUACACCUCACAGGCCUACAACAUGAAGCACUCUUUAAAAGCUACAGUUCCAAUGAUUCUUUAGGGAGGGGAAAUGUCUUUUAAAUGUAUGAUGUGCAUGCUGGGGGUGGGCAGGCUGCUCAAAGUAUAUAAAAAAACAACUACUGGACUAACUUAAGCACUUAGGUAUAAGUGUGUUUCUUUGGCUCCUUACUGUUGCUUGAAAAACAGCUCCUGGUGAUCACGUUUGUAAUAAUCCUAUUGGCUAUUCAUAUUCUCUGGAACUGGAUAAAGGUAAAGGGACCCCUGACCAUUAGGUCCAGUCGUGACCGACUCUGGGGUUGUGGCGCUCAUCUCGCUGUAUUGGCCCAGGGAGCCGGCAUACAGCUUCCGGGUCAUGUAGCCAGCAUGACUAAGCCUCUUCUGGCAAACCAGAGCUCGGCACAGAAACGCCGUUUACCUUCCAGCCAGAGCGGUACCUAUUUAUCUACUUGCGCUUUGACGUGCUUUCCAACUGCUAGGUUGGCAGGAGCAGGGACCGAGCAAUGGGAGCUCACCCCGUCGCGGGGAUUCAAACUGCUGACCUUCUGAUCGGCAAGUCCUAGGCUCUGUGGUUUAACCCACAGCGCCACCCACAUCCCUCUGGAACUGGACAGUUCACCAUAAUUUUGUGGCAAGCUUUUUAUGGCUAGGUGUAGUUAAAUCUACUAUUCUAAUAUUAAUAGAAGCAUGUGGGAAGAAAGAAUAGUGAGAAUUAAUCAACAGAAGGGUGGGAAACCAACUCUGAAUUUGUAACGGUAUUUGUAUCAGUGGGUCUAAAAUAGGAUAGCAUGAAUGAAUGAAUGAAUGAAUGGAUACUAUGGUUACACAUAGUGGACACAGUAAUGAAUGGGUGCCCUGUUAUAACUGCUCUGUAAUGGAACACAGUAGCUCAUUGUUUAAUUUCAGUGAUGUUCUAUAGUUGUUUCAUCUAAUGAAUGUUUGUGGGGGGGAGAGGUUAUGGGAAUUUAAGAGUUGACGACAGCAUCUUGUGAGCCAAGGAUGAGUUGAUUAAGAGUCCAGAUUUUAGUGCUGGCUGUCUGCCUAUUUGGAAAGCUUCAUACUGAAUUAUUUGUUUCUUUGCAGUAUUUUACUUUCUGAUAGGAGAGACAGGUUCCUUAUGACACCUUUGUUAAAAUAGUCACGAUGCUUAACCUGACCUUUAUUUCUCAUAACAGACAUUAGAGCACUUGUGAGGAAAGAGCCCGAUUGAUUUGACACAGCCUGGGAUGCAGUUCUGGCAGGAUCAUUGUGUCAUGAGCUUUGUGCAAAAUACGCAUCCUAUUGCUCAUGCAUAUAACUGCAGGUCUGCCUGGAGAUUUCACAGUGCUAAUCAAAUAAAUAACUUAGCAAUGUAGCCAUCAGGGCAUAGGUAAUGCAUGUCAGUUGUUGGCAAAGAAGGGUCAAUACAAGAGCUGUACUACGUAUAGUGGAGCAGUAUCUCCUUUCCUGCAUCACUGUAAUGCGUCUCUUGUGACUUAGAAUCAUAGCAAAGGCAGAUGAGAGAAUUAUUGACACUGACUCAAGGUUACCCUGAAGUAGCAGAAUAAAAAGAUGCUGGGCAUGUCUUGCUUUUUGUAAAAUUAGCUCUGCUCUAAAGGGGAAAGGAGAUUGCUAAACCAUGUGGACUCUAGACUAGCAUCUUUAUUUUUAAGGGGUUUUUGUGUGGGGAAAGUGGCCAAUGUGUUAUAUAAAUGAAUAUGUAAAACUAGUCAAGUUCUUCAUUUAGAAUUCUUGAAACAUGAUCUGUGAUUCUUGGAGACUGACAAAGAGAACUGAAAAAAAGCCUUUCCAGUCCCAUACGUUUCUCUUUUUAAAAACAUCUUUGUCUGUUGUAGGAGCCAAUUCACAAAAAUGUACACUCGCUCUAUCCUUGAGUUACUAGAUUCACUUAUCCAGAGCUUCCUGCUCUUGGGAGCUGUCAUUAGUGCAAAUAUCAAAGCCACACACCUGGUCUUGAGAGGAUUAGGGUGGGAGAAGUUGUUUGCAGCCAAAAACCAUUCUCUCCCACCACCCAUGGGAAGGAAACCUUUUUCUAUAAAAAAUAAUAUUGAACUUGGGAUAACUGUCUUUUUUCAGCUCAAAGACAGAGGAUCUUGGGUUGUUGAUUGCGUGCAAUAUGUGGUUCCAUCACUAGUGUGGUUAUAUGACAAUGCAAGCUAACUGAGCAUGCCCUUUAUGGAGAAACAGGGGAGCAGAACUUUAUCUGAACUUAUCUGUGUUUCACAUGUAAUGUAGUUCUGACCUCAGUGUAGUCGAAAAUCAGUAGAGCUGACAGAAUAUUGAACAGAUGGCAGCCAUGAAGCCCAAAAUGAGGCCUUUUGGCAAGCUCAUGGGUAGGCAAACUAAGGCCUGGGGGCUGGAUCUGGCCCAAUCGCCUUCUAAACCUGGCCCAUGGACGGUCUGGGAAUCAGCAUGUUUUUGCAUGAGUAGAAUGUGUCCUUUUCUUUAAAAUGUGUUUCUGGGUUAUUUGUGGGGCCUGCCUGGUGCUUUUACAUGAGUAGAAUGUGUGCUUUUAUUUAAAAUGCAUCUCUGGGUUAUUUGUGGGGCAUAGGAAUUCGUUCAUUCCCCCCCCCCCCCGCAAAAAAAUAUAGUCCGCGCCCCCCCCACAAGGUGUGAGGGACAGUGGACCGGCCCCCUGCUGGAAAAGUUUGCUGACUCCUGGGCAAGCUGCUAGCUCACCCUAGCCCGCCUGACAGAAAUCUUAGGAUAAAAUGAGCAUAAACCUGCUUUGUGGUGGAACACUGUGAUACUGAUAUGGAAAUAAUAAAACCCCAUGCCUUUUACUCGAAAAUAAACUUGGGUAGGUAAUUCCAGUCUAUAAACAUGCUUUAAAAUCAGUGAGCCAAAUUAGCCCCUUGCUGAUCAUUAAAGUGUUACAGAGAAAUAAACCUGCAUUAAGGCUGCCAUUUUAUACCACCUUCCUGGGAGCAGGUCCAUUGGGACUUUUGAACCAACGUGCAUAGGAUUGAGAAGUAAGUGGUUUUAAAUAUUGGUCCUAUCGCAGACGAGCAUAUUCUGGCCUGGUAGUAUAAUGUGACGUUCUUGUAGCCAUGUGGGACUGAAACCUUACUUCAAGUGAAACCUUAUACCCAAGAAUAGAAAAAUACCAAGGCAAACAAAAAACAACCCAGCUUGCUGAGAGAGCUGAUACUGAACAGAGUUGGAAAGAUGCCCAGUGUCUUCAGUAUCUGCAUUGCAGCUUACACAGAGAAAGAGAGUGAGAUUCAAGCGAUGCUACAACUUGACUGCAUGCAACUUGACUGGUUGCAUGGGAAGCUUCUUAGCAUAACUCACUGGUAGAGCAUUUGUCUUGUGUUUCAGAAGGUCUCAAGUUUGAACUGGCAUGACCAGGUGGGGCUCAGAGAGACUCCUCCCUGAAGCAUCACACUCCUUGGAAGCAAUAUAUGGCUGUUUUAAGUGAAAUUCUUAUAUAUAUUUUUUGCCUCUCUUCAGGCCGACUUCAACACUGUGGCAGAAAAAGUAAAAAAACUAAAGACCAAACCAACUGAUGAUGAACUAAAAGAACUGUAUGGACUCUACAAGCAGUCGACCGUGGGAAAUAUUAAUAUUGGUAACUUUGUACAUACCCACAUGUUUAUAUAUUCAUUUCAAAGAUACUUUGCGUGGGUUUUUAUUGAAACUUAGUUGUUGUCUUUUGGCAGAGUGUCCUGGGAUGCUGGAUUUGAAAGGCAAAGCAAAAUGGGAAGCAUGGAACCAGAAGAAAGGUGAUGGAUUUAUUACAGCUCUUUAUUAUUCUGAUUCAAAAUAAUGUCAUGUGAAAAUAACAAAUAAGGCAUAGUAAUAAAGCUGAUUUUCCCGCAUUUACAGGUAUGUCAAAAGAAGAUGCCAUGAAGGCUUACAUUUCUAAAGCAAAUGAGAUGAUAGAGAAAUAUGGACUGUAGAUUUUCUUUGGACAAUUAGUUCAAAGGCAAGGGCACUACUCAUUUUCAGACUGAUGUGAACAUCAUUAUUUGCAAUAAACUGUUUUCUUCUUUGGACAUGGCUUGUUUGGAUCCUCUUUAAGCUAGUAAUAUUCAUGGUUUUGGCUACUUAAAUAUUCACAGCAAUCUUCUCCUUGCCCAUGUCAAUAUAAAAGUUUGCACUCACACGGUAGAAAAAAAAUAAUUCAACAACUUUGGGAAUGGCAUUGAUGUUACGCUAUUAUAAUACAUCUGAUUAGUUCUACUUACAGGAAAUACUGGUAGCACAGAAAUACUGGUAGCACUUCUGUUCCAACUAGUGACACCAGAGAUGGGGAACCUGUAGUGCAACUCCCAUCAGCCCUGCCAGUGCUGGCAGUGAUAGGAGCUGUCUUGCACUGAUGGACCGUUUCAGAUGGCAUAAGGUUUUGAAAUCAUGUAUUUACACCUACACACCCAUUGCAAAAGAAACACAAAACUACACACAAACUUCUCAAAUGUGAUAAGUUGCUUCUGGUGGCAUGCAAUUUUCUUGCCCGAAAAUCAAUUUACCUAUUAAUUAUCCGAAACACUUUCUUCUUUAAAAGAACAAAAUAUUCCAAUUAACAGGCAAAAAUUAAUAAAGACUGAUUGCAAUCAAAACGUAUUUGCAACUUGUGACACUGUCCUUAAAAUGUGAAGUAAUCAUCUCUGCUUCCGCAGAUUUCAUCACACCAGAUUAUCAACCGCUGUUACAUCUUGAGAUUUAGGAGGAUAUAUUUGAGUUUUGGAGGAAGCAUGUGGAGUCAUACCCAGAC
Messenger RNA from Podarcis lilfordi (Lilford's wall lizard), 7724 nucleotides. The record is from the annotation of a GenBank genome assembly. Lineage: Eukaryota; Metazoa; Chordata; Lepidosauria; Squamata; Lacertidae.